AUGCCACCUUCAUCACAAAAGAAUUCAACAACAACAACAACAACUUCUUGCUUUGAUAAUGCAAACCAAUCUGCAACCGAGCCUGUUGCUAGUACCAAGGUUGAUCUCAAGGAAGAACAAGAGUCUACAACUCAAGUAACGAUGCCCACUGACGACACUGUGAGUGAACGUAUGACACAAAUUGAUGAUCUCAAGUACUUUUUGGCGACGGCACCUGACAACAACAGCAAUGUUGGAUGGCAAGUUGUGGAAACCAAUAGCUCGAUCAAGCGCUUCCGACUCCCUGUUGUCAACGAGGAUAUCAGCUGUGUGCUUUGGGAUGAUUUCUUUUUCAUGACGGGCACCGAUAUCGUGAGAUCAUUGACUUUUCGAUUCCAUGCCUUUGGUCGUCCAGUAACCAAUGCCAAAAAGUUUGAGGAAGGCAUCUUUAGUGAUCUACGCAACCUCAAACCCGGGAUGGAUGCUCGUCUUGAAGACCCAAAAUCGGAUUUACUUGAUUUGCUUUACCGCCACAAUUGUAUUCGCACCCAAAAGAAGCAAAAAGUCUUCUUCUGGUUCUCGGUGCCGCAUGAUCGAUUAUUCCUGGAUGCAUUGCAGCGUGACCUCAAGCGUGAAAAACUUGAUAUGGAACCAGCUACCACUGCUGUUGCUGAACCUGCCACUUCCAUCUCACUUGAUUCGUCUAUGGAUCUAUUUGACAAGUUGCGAAAGGCUAUGGCACAAGCUGCUGCUGCUGAAGAUACCACCUCCACCUCCACGCAUGUCGAUUCUUCAACUGGAUGCAUUGGCAAUGAUUGUACGCCAACACGCUUCAAUGAUAAUGAUCAACAAGAACAUGGAGUACGUCGACAUGGUAGUACAGUGUUGACAGCACGAGCCAGUGGCAAUGGGCGAAUCGUGAAACCGAUACCAGCAUCACGACGUAUGACUGAAGCUGAUCUUUCCAAGAAACGGGCAUUGUUUGGUGCAUUGGAAUUGUUUGAUGGAUCACCCAUGUACAAGCAACGUCGUCGUCGCCAUCGAUCAGCAUCAACAGCAUUUCAUGCAGCUGCAUCAUCAUCAUCAUCAUCAGCAUCAUCCCCAUUAGCAAUGAUGGAGACGCCACACCAUUGGCGAUCAACAACGACCCCCUGUGAUUGGAUGAUGGAACAACCUCGAGCAUAUACUUGCCCUCAUUGUGGAAAUCCUUUCCAACAACUCGAGUUGCUUGACGCUCACUUGAGAUCACACGAGCGAGAGCAACCCUUUGUUUGUUGCCUAUGUGGAAAACGCUUUGUCUGUCAAUAUGGCCUAGCUGAGCAUCAACAUGUUUUCCACCCAUUCGACAGCUGCUGUUGUUGUUGUUGCUCCUGGAGUCCAGAUGCAGCUCCCAUUCCACACCCACAACCACAACAGCCACCCUCUGCUGUUGCUGCUGCUGUUACAACGCCCAUGCUUGACGAAGAUGCAUCUUCUCUUGUCACAUCACCUUGUACCCCCACAUCCCUGUUUACGCCCUACAUGGAUCCCUGUUGGUCAGCUUCGGUUGCAACGCUUGCCAACAACAACAAAUCAGCCGAGUAUCCCAACAUGUGGUUCACCUCUACAACUGAUGAUUGGAUGCUUCAACAAAAUGAUUUGUUGGUUUCAUCAUCACAUCAAGAAGAACAGCAACAAGAAGAACAACAAUACCUUCCACCUUCACAAACAUCACCACCAGCAAUGGUAUCAGCAGAUUGGUCCAUUCCUCUCUUGUGA
Molecule: messenger RNA, 1737 nt
Organism: Lichtheimia ornata
Lineage: Eukaryota; Fungi; Mucoromycota; Mucoromycetes; Mucorales; Lichtheimiaceae
Exons: 2
Coding region: 1-1737 (578 amino acids)
Biological process (GO): regulation of DNA-templated transcription; sexual reproduction
Cellular component (GO): Tec1p-Ste12p-Dig1p complex; Ste12p-Dig1p-Dig2p complex; nucleus
Molecular function (GO): DNA-binding transcription factor activity
Source: RefSeq, a predicted model, not a curated record